ACAGAGCAUUUCCUGUGCCUUUCCGUUAUUUCACAAGCUGCUUCUUAGUCUCCCUCUGGGCUCCAGGACAGACAGCUGCUUCUCCCCUCAGAAGCCAGACAGUUGCCUCCAGCCUCUCCUGGUCAAUGCCAUGGCCAAGACCCGUAGUGACCAUCUGCUGUACUCCCUGGAAGAGCUGGUGCCCUAUGACUUUGAGAAGUUCAAGUUCAAGCUGCAGAACACCAGCCUGGAGAAGGAGCACUCCCGGAUUCCCCGGGGCCAACUCCAGACAGCCAAGCCAGUGAAGCUGGCCACUCUGCUGGUCACCCACUAUGGGGAGGAGGACGCCGUGCGGCUGACCCUGCAGGUCCUGAGGGCCAUCAACCAGCACCUUCUGGCAGAGGAGCUCAACGGUGCAAUCGGCCCAGGGUGUCAGGUAAAAGAAAGUGACACAGACAGUUCAGCAAUGUCUGGUUCCUCUGGGGAGAAGCCCAAGAGUCUGAAGAUACCAGAUGGCCUGGAAGGUGACAAGCAGCGACAAAGUGGUGAUGGGGCUGGCUGCCCACCAUCCAUCCAGCCCGAGGCUGGAAGGGGGCCCCAGAAGAAGCCUCUGGGCAAACAGAGAGAUCAGAAAGGCUCUGAGCGCCUGGAUGUGCAGGGCAAGCCAGGGGCCAGGAACACAACUCUGUCUUCCAAGAGAAGCCCCUUUCCCAGCAAGCCACAGGGGGAGAAGGGGAGCAAUGUGGGGGUCAGGCUGCGCAGGAACGCCAGCUCUGCAGGAAGGCUCCAAGGACUCUCCAGUGGGUCGUUUGCUGGGUCCCUGGGAAGGAGAGAAUUUAAGAUAUCUGAAGCAUAUUUACCUUCAGGAAAGAAGCGACCCAAAAGUCUUGAAUUUACCAUUUCUUCAGGAGAGACAGAACCUCUCAACCCAGAAACUCUUAUGCUUCAAGAGAAAAUGAGAUGUGAGAAUCCAGGCUCAGCAGCCACUCUGAACACAGGGGCUACUGUGGCUGCAGAGAAAGGAUCCAGGAAGCCAGAACACGCCAUGACUCUGGAGGGGGUAGCACUCAGGAAUACACUUUCCAGUGUAUCGUUGGCUGGAAAGAAGAUCUGGGAGCAUCCAGAGUCCACAGUACCUGCAGAGAAGAGUGGAACUGAGGCUCCAAAGACCUCUAAGGCCUUGGAGGAGGUGGUAGGUGGUGUGCUCCAUGAUCCUUCAAAUCCAGAAGUCCCUCCAUCUUCAGGGAGACUGCAGGACAAGGCUGUGUGUCCCCUUUGCUGUGCCCAGGAAGGAGACCCGGUUGGUGGCAGCUGCGUGCAUGUUUCCUGCAGCUGCCCCGUUGCUUCUAGGGAUCCUGAGGUCUCACGUGGCUACUCAUCCAGCUGCCCUCAGUGCCAGGACUUGCUCCCGGGGAAGAGCCAUGGAAGCCUCGAGUGGCAGGAGGGCCUGCAGAUGGCCAGCCUGAGCCCCAAGUCCCUGCCACAGUGUGAGCGUCACAUGAAGCAGGUCCAGCUGCUCUUCUGCGAGGACCACGGGGAACCCAUCUGCCUCAUCUGCGGGCUGAGUCAGGAGCACCGAGGCCACCGGGUUCGCCCCAUCGAGGAGGCCGCCCUGGAAUACAAGAAACAAAUUCAGAAGCAGCUGGAGCAUCUGAAGGAGUUGAGAAAAUCUGGAGAGGAGCAGAGAUCUCAGGGGGAUAAGAAGACAGCAAACUUCCUGAAACAAGCUGAAACCCAGAAGCAGAGAAUCCAGUACCAGUUGGAGCAGUUAUGCCAGUUUUUAGAGCAGCAAGAGCAGCUCUUUGUGGCCUGUCUGGAGGAGCUGGGCCAGACCAUUGGCCAAGUCAGGGAGACAUAUGGCACCCGGGUGACAGGGGACAUCGCCCUUCUCGACAAGCUGAUUGGGGAGCUGGAGGCCAAGCAGUGCCAGCCAGAAUGGGAGCUUAUGAAGGACGUCAGAGUCACCCUGCACAGGGCCAAGAAGGUGACUGUCCCUAAGCUGUGGGCCACCCCUCCAGAGGUGAAAGAAAAGAUCCACCUGCUCUACCAGAAAUCAGAGUUUGUGGAGAAGCGCAUGAGGCACUUCUUGGAAACCCUGCGUUCAGAAAUGGAAAUGUUCAACGUUCCAGAAGUGACUGGUGAUCAGGCACCCUGAGGCAAGUAGACCUGGCCUGCUGGGUCCCUGUGCUGUCCCCCAGUACAUUCCAGAAGAAUGAGCCUGUCCACGUUUCUUGGAUGUGGGGAGAACCCUGUGGGGAUGUUGCCCAUGGACCUCAAGCUAGGAAUUCUAAUUCUCUCUGCAGUUAAUGUGAUUCUGGAAGCAGAAGCUGCCCACCCCAACCUCAUCUUUCAUCUUCUCUGAUGACUUGAAGAGUGUGAGACUUGGAAAAAAAGUGGGACCGUCUACCUGCUAGUCCAGAAAGAUUCUAUAGCUGAAUCAUUGCCCUGGGCUCUCUGAGUUUGCUCUCUAGCUGCCAUUACUGAGAAGUGAAGGUGGGAGACAAGACAGGGUGGGUCCUGGGUGUCUGGAAGGCAGCCACGAGCAGCAAGGAGAAUAUGGCUCUCUCACCAGAGAAUAGUUAUUGGGUAGAAAUGAUGAUGAAGUAAAAUGAGUGCCAGGCGUCCAACUUUCCCUCCACCCGGAUGAGGGAGCCCCCCAGGCAUGUGGGCAUCUUCCUGAACUACAAGACUGGGGACAUUUCCUUUUACACUGUGACAGCCAAAUCCCACAUCUCAACAUCCAUUGGCUUCUUUUCCUCUGGGCCCCUUCAACCUAUCUUCAGCCCCAGGACACAUGAUGGAGAGAACAUGGAUCCUCUGAAUAUCCGUCCAGUGGGUGGCCAGGGGCCUCACUGAAUAUCCAACACUUUGCAUCUUUCUUCAGGCUCCUGCCCUGUAUCUUGAAUCCAUACAUUCAACAGUCAUUAUUGAACACCUACUGGGUUCCAGCUGCUGUGGGGAAUAUAAUCAAUAAGAGAAUAGGCCCUGUGCUCAAGGAGCUUAUGGAAUAGAAGCAGAAGUAAGCUGGGUAAACAAAUAUUGGUAAACCAAGGGUAAAGAGAACACAUGUAUUGAUGACAUGCCAUGGAUUUCAGAGAAGGAAGCACACAGCUGUUGCUUAAUAAAUCCUUGUAUGAAUUAGCACUCUAAGAUGCUUCUGAGACAGAGAGCCCACCCUCGUUUUCCCUCAGGACUCCAUGGCAAGGAUGUGUUCCCUCAUUCUAUCCUCCCUUUUGUUUUUUAUAAAUAAAAUUAUUUAUGAAUAAUAACAUCA
Messenger RNA from Globicephala melas (long-finned pilot whale), 3253 nucleotides. RefSeq names its product MEFV innate immunity regulator, pyrin (gene MEFV). Gene Ontology annotation, biological process: protein ubiquitination. Lineage: Eukaryota; Metazoa; Chordata; Mammalia; Artiodactyla; Delphinidae. Gene Ontology annotation, molecular function: zinc ion binding; ubiquitin protein ligase activity. The record is from RefSeq and is a predicted model, not a curated record. Gene Ontology annotation, cellular component: cytoplasm.